UCGGGGCGGGCCCAGGGGCGGGCUUGGUCUGGGCACUGCGCAGUGACUCCGCAGCGGAGCCGGAGCCCGAGCCGGAGCCGGAGCCGGAGCCGGAGCCGGGAGCCGGAGCCGGCAGCCGGAGCCGGCAGCCGGGAGCCCGGAGCCGGAGCCCAGGCCAGCUCCGCUGGGCCGAUCGCUGGUUCGAUCCUCCUUCCCUCCCCCCCUCCUCCUCUUCUUCCUCUUCCUCCUCCCUCCCGCAUUAUCUACCCCCCCCCCCCCGACUCCUGUCGGCCCCUCUCCCCAGGCCUGCAGCCCCCGUGCGCGCCCGCAACCCUCGGCGGCCCCCUCCCCCCGGGCCGGCACCAGCGCCAGCGCCGGGACCCGGGGGGGGAGGACAGAGAGGCGGCGGCGGCGGAGGAGGAGAACGACGACGAAGAGGAGGAGGAGGAGGCCAAAGCAGCUGCCUCCGGGGGCUGUGGCCCGAGGCCCCGGGCACCCGCAGCGGGGCCCCCAUGGACGAGUCGGGGGGCGGCGCGGGGGGGGCCGCCGGGGAGAGCCCCAGCCGCGCGGUGGAGUACCUGCUGGAGCUGAAUAACAUUAUCGAAGGGCAGCAGCAGCUGCUGGAGACUCAGCGGAGGCGCAUCGAGGAGCUGGAGGGCCAAGUGGACCGGCUGAGCCGGGAGAACCGAGACCUGCGCGCCGGCGCCGCAGCGGCGGCCGGAGCGGGGCCCCUGCAGGCCCGGGAGAGCCCCUACCAGAACCUGCGAGACACCCAGCGCCUGCACCUGCGCCGCGAGCCCCGGCCGGGGCACUCGCACCGGACGCCGCCGCCGCCGCUGCCCAUCGCCGGGAAGGCGGCGUACGGAGCGCGGGCAGAGCACCACCACCACCGAGGGGAGCACCAGAGAGACGGGCCUUUCGGCGGCGCCCCCUGCCACCUGCACCACGAGCGCGCCGUCCGGGACUGCCCCGGGAGCCGCCACCACCCCUGCGAGGAGCCCUCUCCAUACCCGGGAGGGGGAGGCGCGGGGGGCCGGGGCGAGCAGCCUCCCCCGCCGCCGCAGCCCCCCCAGGCGCCGCCGCAGCAGCCUCCGCCGCCGCCGCGCCGCCGC
This is a messenger RNA of Sarcophilus harrisii (Tasmanian devil), 1091 nucleotides long. Its product is annotated as IQ motif and SEC7 domain-containing protein 2-like. The record is from RefSeq and is a predicted model, not a curated record. Lineage: Eukaryota; Metazoa; Chordata; Mammalia; Dasyuromorphia; Dasyuridae. The annotation marks the transcript as partial. The transcript has a single exon.